Molecule: messenger RNA, 1467 nt
Organism: Bombina bombina (fire-bellied toad)
Lineage: Eukaryota; Metazoa; Chordata; Amphibia; Anura; Bombinatoridae
Product: homeobox protein 2-like
Exons: 1
Coding region: 1-1467 (488 amino acids)
Source: RefSeq, a predicted model, not a curated record
AUGAAUAAUGAGGGAGUAUGGACCACAGUAACAUACAAGAAAGACAGACCACAACCACACUUUUAUAGAGGAGACAAUUAUCAAUAUGAUCAAAGCAAUCAGAGGGAUACCUAUGAUCACAAUGACCGCAGACAAUUCUAUAACAAUCCCAGUGGGGAUAUAGAUAGACACAAUCAGAAUCUGAAUAGACAUCAGAACAGAGGUCAUUGGAACACCUACCGCCAAAAUAGAAUGAGAGACCACUGGGAGGAGAAUAGAAAUACUAACCUCCACUACAGGACAAGACAACAGAAUAGGGAACACUACCAACAUAGCUAUGAGAGAAGACCCAAUAGGGAAUAUCUCCCAUCCAACUAUGAAGGACCCUACCACCAAAGAGACAACUUCCCACCUCCAAGAUGGAAUCAAGGGAACAGGGCCACAUAUGGGUACAGCCAGUCCCCAAGAUGGAAUCACGACUACAGACCCACCCAAGGGUUUAAUCAAUCUCCUAGAUGGAAUAGGAAUGAAAGACCCCUCUAUGGAAAUAGAUAUCACCACCAUUCACGGAAUGGCGAGCAAGGGGAAAGGUUCAAUGGCAAUCAGAAUCGCCACUUCCAUAACCAAGACCCCCAAUAUCAGAGGGACACAUUGAAUACAUCGAACACAGCACCCCAUGAUGACUUCACCGAAUGGAAGACCCCUCGUGCGGAACGCACACAAGGGAACAAGAAUAUCAAUAAUAGAGUAGGCUUCAAGGACUCAGAUGCCAGUCCCACAGCCUCUACCUCUAGAAACCAUUUUUUAGAACUACAUCAGAAAACCACCAAGGAACUGGAGAGAAUAUCUACAAAAAGAAAGAUGUCAAAUCCAGAUGAUCCCGAUGAUCUCCAGAGAGGUGGAAAAAGAGUGAAUGGAAACAAGAAACAGGAAGAGACCAUGAUGACGGACACAAACAACACGAUCAAAGGGAUAUACAACCUUAGCUCUACUACUCUAUCAGAACAGGAGAAGUCGAUCCUAAACUACGGGAAAUUAACGUUAAAAUUACAUUUUAUGAGGUCACCUCUGGAAUACCAACAGAGAGUUCCUAUGAAUGACACCCAAUCCAAUAUUGAUCACUACCAGCACACAAAUCUCAAGCCAAAAUCCACAUUCUAUCCAACAGCAAGCAAAGGGAGCGCGAUUGAGUCAUUUGAAACUGUAGUAUGCAAUGAACUGAAAAACAUCAGUCACACCAAGCUUACCAAGCACAAACAGAACCUAUCAAGAAAUCAAAUCCAUACCAUCAAAGCCUUGGAGAAGAACAAGGAUCUGGUGAUUAAACCUGCGGACAAGGGAGGGGGCAUUGUAGUCCUCGAUAAGACAGACUACUAUGCAGAAUGUACCAGAAUUUUGUCUGAUCAAGAUACAUAUGAAGUCCUAAGGAAUAACCCUGUGGCUCAGUUUAAGGAAGAAAUAGAUUGGAUCUUGGGGGAGGCUCACUAG